GCUGCCCGCCUCUGAAAGAGGGUGUGUUUGGGCAAACUGUCCUCCAAACGGCCAAUCAACAUUACAUCGCUAAUCGACAGCAUUGCUAGCUAAGUAAUGGACAGACCAUUUGGAUAUAUAGGGUUUUGACUUCUGAAGUUAGAGAAUGGACAUAGCUGCUACGCGUUUCAUACUCUGAUGUGUCAUGAUGUGUUUGUUAUGUCGAUACGUGUUGCUGUCAUAUAAUGUGACGAAGUUGUCAUAAAAUUGAACAACUAUUUAGACAGAGGGACACGCAUUCUGGAGGGCAAUAGCAAAUCUGGAUGGACUACUGAGGACCGUCUAAACCUGUGACUUUACGAGACUCGUAACUGAUCAGAGCUCAUUGAUUCUGUCAGAGAUGCAGACGUUCGUGAAAGGAAAGAGAGUUGGAUACUGGCUCAGCGAGAAGAAGAUAAAAAAACUCGGUUUCCAGAUCUUCGUGGAUUUGUGCAGGAAACAAGGCAUAGAGAUGAUCCAGCUGGAUCUGAGCCAGCCAAUAGAGAAGCAGGGACCAUUUGAUGUCAUCAUCCACAAGCUGACCGACCACAUUGUUGAUGCUGACCAGAAUGUCACAGAGUCGAUGCUACUUGUUCAGGGUGUUCAGGACUACAUAGAUGCUCACCCUGAAACAGUGAUUCUGGACCCUCUUCCAGCCAUUCGUACCCUGCUGGACCGCUGCAAGUCAUACACUCUAAUCCAUAAACUUGAAGACUGCAUGCAAGAUGACAGAAUCUGCUCACCUCCGUUCAUAGUUCUCAAGAGUGAAUGUGGCACUGAGACUCUGGAGCAACUCCGCAAACAUGGAAUCACAUUUCCUUUCAUCUGCAAAACCCAGGUAGCUCAUGGCAUUAACUCCCAUGAGAUGGCCAUCAUAUUUAGUGAGGAAGAUCUGAAAGACAUAAAGCCCCCAUGUGUCCUCCAGAGCUUUAUCAACCAUAAUGCAGUGCUGUAUAAGGUGUUUGUAGUGGGAGAGGCUUACAGCGUGGUACAUCGGCCCUCCAUAAGGAACUUCCCAUCAGGACCCACAGACAGGAGAGCAAUAUCUUUUAACAGUCAUCAUGUGUCCAAACCAGAGUCCUCGUCUCACCUGACCUUCAGGGACAACAUGGAUGGCCAGAACUGGGCACCCAGAAAUGAUGUCAUUCAGAAGAUUUCCAGAAGGUUACGACAGGCCCUCGGUAUUUCUCUGUUCGGAAUUGACAUCAUUAUCAACAACCAGACCGGCCAGCAUGCCGUCAUCGAUAUCAACGCAUUCCCAGGUUACGAGGGAGUGCCCGAGUUUUUCAAUGACCUGUUGAGUCAUCUCACCAGCGUCCUGCAAGGUCAGGCAUCUAUCGGAGUGGCAUGCGGUCACAUGAGAGUGAACGGGAUGGCGCAGAGCCCGUCAGUUGCCUGCGGGAUGCACUGUGGCUUGCUGGGAAAUGAAAGCAGUUGGUUGAUGGACAGCGAGGGGAUAAAGAAGGCUCCCCAUCAAGGACUGAGUUGCGGCGGCGCUUGCAUGGCUCCAAACUUUCACCAGCAUGGCAGGUCCAGUUUAGCAGCGGAGACGUCUUCGCAGUGACACGCAAUAUGAAUAUUUCAUUACUUUUCACAUACCAAAUAAACCCUUAUUAAAGGGUAGGUGUAGUAUAGAAAAGUCAUUUGUGCCAAAUGUGAAUUGUGUUGGAAAUGAUUAAAUGUGUAUUGAUUGUCUUCUCAUUUAUUUAAUGUUUGAAAUGGGCAACCUGAUCCUCAAAAUGUAUGUGAUGAUUUUUUUUUUAUGAAUGUUGCACUGAACAUGAUUUUUCAGGAAAAAAAGGCUUUGUGGAGGAAUUGAAAAUAUUAUUAAUGUUAAUAUAAUAAUGAGAUACUUGAAAGGAAAAUAUGUGUCAUGAUUUGGGUGUAAGGCAUUGCACUAUUUAAAUAAGUGUCCAGCUGGCACUAAGGCCUCUCUUCUUGAGUAUAUGUUAAAUUCUGGCCCAUUAAGAAAGCUUGAAGUCCAUUAGUGCUCUAAUCUGCUGGCAGGUCAUCUGUUAAAAGGCAGCAGGAGAAUUUCUGCCUGUUUUCAAGGUAGACUCAAGGUAAAAUUUUUAAGGAUAAUCAUUUUACAUCUAGAGGGCCCUGUGUGGGGGUUAUGCAUUGAUUGCAAAAAGAAAACAUACAAACUCACCCCAAAAUGAAAAUUCUUUUAUGAAUUUAUUUCAAACCUGUAUGACUUUCUUUCUUCUGUGGAACAUAUUUCAACUGUUUUGGUUCACACAGUGAAAGUGAGUGGGGUUCAAAACAACACUGAAACUUUCCCUGAACAACACUAUCAUUGUAUGGACAAAAUACCCCCCGAAAAAAAAAAAAGGAUAAUAAUAAUAAUAUUAUAUCACAUUGAUAAAUAAUGACAGUUUAUUAUUGGCUGAAAUGUCCCUUCAAAAUUAUUGACAAAUUAAAUUAGCUAUUUUGACCUUUUACGUUUGUUGGUCUGUUUUGUGCCCCAUCGAAUUGUGUUGUAUUUGUACAUGAUGUAUACUUUGUAAAUAUGUCAAUUAUUUUCAUCUCUUUUUUUUAACAAAAAAAAAGAGCCUCUGAAAUAACAUAAAACAAUUCAAUGGGAAAUAAAACCAAACUUAACCAUUAGGAAUGAUUUGA
This is a messenger RNA of Pimephales promelas (fathead minnow), 2640 nucleotides long. RefSeq names its product inositol-tetrakisphosphate 1-kinase a (gene itpk1a). Gene Ontology annotation, molecular function: ATP binding; magnesium ion binding; inositol-3,4,5,6-tetrakisphosphate 1-kinase activity. Gene Ontology annotation, biological process: inositol trisphosphate metabolic process. Gene Ontology annotation, cellular component: cytoplasm. NCBI's taxonomy places the organism in Eukaryota, Metazoa, Chordata, Actinopteri, Cypriniformes, Leuciscidae. The record is from RefSeq and is a predicted model, not a curated record.